GGGGGAGGGGGCGGCUCCCCGGAAGCGCGCGCGCGGCGGCGCGAGGGGGUCGCUUCCGGCGGCGGCGGCCCCGCGGCGGCAGCAUGGCGGCCGUGCCGCCCGACUCCUGGCAGCCGCCCACCGUCACCAUGGAGACCACGAUGGGGACCCUGGUGCUGGAGCUGUACUGGCGCCACGCGCCGCGCACCUGCAAGAACUUCGCCGAGCUGUGCCGCCGCGGGUACUACAACGGCACCCGCUUCCACCGCGUCAUCAGGGACUUCAUGGUGCAGGGCGGCGACCCCACCGGCACCGGCCGCGGCGGGGCCUCCAUCUACGGCAAGCAGUUUGAGGACGAGCUGCACCCCGAGCUGAAAUUCACCGGCGCCGGCGUCCUGGCCAUGGCCAACGCGGGGCCGGACACCAACGGCAGCCAGUUCUUCCUGACGCUGGCGCCCGCGCAGUGGCUGGACGGGAAGCACACCAUCUUCGGCCGCGUCUGCCAGGGCAUCGGCGUCCUCAACCGCGUGGGCAUGGUGGAGACGAGCGCCCAGGACCGGCCCCUGGACGACGUCAAGGUGCUGCGCGCCGUGCCCGCGGGCUGACGCGGGCAAUAAAGGCGUGGAACGGC
Molecule: messenger RNA, 610 nt
Organism: Cygnus olor (mute swan)
Lineage: Eukaryota; Metazoa; Chordata; Aves; Anseriformes; Anatidae
Gene: PPIL1
Product: peptidylprolyl isomerase like 1
Exons: 4
Coding region: 84-584 (166 amino acids)
Biological process (GO): protein peptidyl-prolyl isomerization; protein folding
Cellular component (GO): catalytic step 2 spliceosome
Molecular function (GO): peptidyl-prolyl cis-trans isomerase activity
Source: RefSeq, a predicted model, not a curated record